Messenger RNA from Lobosporangium transversale, 612 nucleotides. RefSeq lists its product as hypothetical. Bases 182 to 394 code for a protein of 70 amino acids. Gene Ontology annotation, biological process: multicellular organism development. Lineage: Eukaryota; Fungi; Mortierellomycota; Mortierellomycetes; Mortierellales; Mortierellaceae. The transcript has 3 exons. The record is from RefSeq and is a predicted model, not a curated record.
CUUUUUUUCUUUUCUUUUUUUUUUCUCCUCUCUCUUUUUCUCUCUGACAAAUACACUUCUGAACAGUUGUUUAUCCUAAUCACAAUCAUUCACUUCCUGACAGUCUGCUUAAGUUUCUUUUGCUCUCUUUUUUGCAUCCGUCCAUCUUUUUUACAAGCUCUCUCAUUCCUCAUUGUCCACUAUGCCAAAGGUCAAGGCUACUGCUGUCCCUACAAAGAAGUCAUCCGCGCCCACUGAGGCACCCAAAAAGAAGAUGUCUAUUUACAACACGUUCAUGAAGGAAGAACUUCCAAAGUACAAAGCUAAGCACGCUGGUGUCGAGCAUAAGGAGGCAUUUAAGCAAGUUGCCAUCAUGUGGAAAAACUCUCCUUUGAAUCCAAAGCGUGGCCAAUAAUAGCGAAACUAGAUUUCUUGAAAGUGGUCAACUAUGCUCUGCAAGCUGACCAACACACCCAAGCUCUCUUUUCCUAAUGCGCCUUUUUUCUUUUUUUUUUUCUUUUCCUUUCGUCAGUGCAUUGCCUUUUUACCUCUUUAGUAUUAUGCUGCAAUCCUUGAUUAUAUACUUCACAGUUUCAUUAAGAUGCUGGUUUUACUUUAGUUUAUGUAUUCAUG